This is a messenger RNA of Aspergillus homomorphus CBS 101889, 564 nucleotides long. RefSeq lists its product as uncharacterized. The transcript has 2 exons. The record is from RefSeq and is a predicted model, not a curated record. NCBI's taxonomy places the organism in Eukaryota, Fungi, Ascomycota, Eurotiomycetes, Eurotiales, Aspergillaceae. Bases 1 to 564 code for a protein of 187 amino acids.
AUGACCGGGGCAACAGGCAGCUUGGGUGCACACCUUGUGAAGGAGCUGCUGGGCCGACCCGACGUCGAGACCGUGAUCUGUCUCAACCGCCUCAGUCGCGGCAGCGGCCCCGAGCAACGACAGCACAAAUCGAUGGAGGAAAAGGGAUUGAAGCUCGAGUUGUCAGACCAGUCCGCUAAGCUGCGCAUCAUCGAAACUGAUACGUCGAAGCCCCGAUUGGGCCUCACUGCGAGCAGCGUCGAAGCCCAGUUCGUCGCCAUGCGCGACCUGAUCGAUCUCGCGCGCGACGCCGCCGACGUAUCGCACACCAUCAUCACCUUCCAAUUCAUCUCUUCCAUCGCGGUCGUCGGCCACUAUCCGCUCUGGAGCCACAACCGGAAUGUACCUGAAGACCGCGUCGGGAUCGAUUCGAUCCUCUCCAAUGGCUACGGAGACGCCAAGUAUGUCUGCGAGCGCAUGCUCGACGCGACCUUGCACAAGUAUCCCGGGCAUUUCCGCACCAUGAGCGUCCGCCUCGGUCAGGUGGCGGGAGAUACUCCGUACUGCCCACCCAGAGCGAACUGA